AACCCAAAAAUGAUAAAAAUUAGCGAGAGAGAGAAAGCAAAGUGAUAUAGUUAACCAGGGUUAGUUAAUUAACCCUAGAAAGGCAUGGCAAUUGAGUUAAAGAACGUUUCUUCGAGGAAGGAGACAAAGCUGAAAGGUAAAAAGGAAAAGAAAGAAAGAGAAAGAUAUAGAAAAAGAAUGAAGCUUUCCUGUGUUUAGGCAACUGAGUCAAUCUGGACGAUUCUUGCCUCCUUUUACACUUCCCCUGAUUCCUUCCCUUUAUUUGACUCGUCUAUUCCGAUUCUUGAAGUAACUCGGGAUUAAUUUAAUCGAGAAGGCGGGUAAUCGAGAUUUCUUCGUACCCUUCCUUCAGAUCUCGAUAUCCGGGUUUUGAUUCAAAUCUGGGUUCUUAUUUUGCAGUAGCUAGCUUUAGACUGGUUUGUCUAAGUUCUGACCAUUUAAAGAAUGUUUGGGUUUUUCCGGGUUUCCUACUGUAUAUGGCUAUUAAAAAUGGCUCGUUCAAUGAAGUAUAGGGAUAGAUCUUUAUGUUCUAUCGAUUUGGUUCUGUUUUUUUAUUCUUUUUAAGUUUUUGGGUUGGGUUUUUAGUUUUGGUUUCUUUGGUUGAUGAUUGUUGGUGAAUUGGAGUUUUUUCUUGUUCAUCUGCUAUUGGCUUUGGAGUUCGGGGUCUUCUUGGAGGGGAAUAAGCUCUCUUCCAUUGUUGCCUCUGCCUCCAGUUGCCAGGAAAGCAGUGAUUGGUUUUUCUUGACUUUUCAUGUCUCGUAAAUUGGACAGUCCUGUUCAGACUCAGAUGGCAGUGGCAGUGUUUAAAAGUCCUCUUAGAGGGGAAUAUCCUAGGAACAAUGGAAUGGAAGGGAGACAACCUUCUUGGAGGAGACGGGUUUUUGUGCAAACAGAGACUGGUUGUGUCUUGGGCAUGGAUUUGGAUCGCAGUGACAAUGCUCAUACAGUUAAAAGAAGGUUGCAGGCCGCCCUUAAUUUCCCCACAGAGCAAAGCUCGCUGACUUUUGGGGAUGUGGAGUUGAAGAAUGAUCUUAGUGCUGUACGGAAUGAUUCUCCACUUCUCCUAACACGGAACUAUCUACAUAGAAGCUCCUCAACACCUUGUCUUUCGCCUACUGGAAGGGAUCUUCAGCAGAGAGAUAGAAGUGGUCCUAUAGAGAUACUGGGGCACUCUGAUAGCUUUGACAUAUUAAAAGUUGUGGUGAAGGACAUUGUUAAGGCAAUUAAAAUGGGUGUUGAUCCACUUCCUGUUCAUAGUGGUCUGGGGGGUGCCUACUAUUUUAGGAAUCCUAGAGGUGAGAGUGCUGCAAUUGUAAAGCCCACAGAUGAAGAACCUUUUGCACCAAACAAUCCAAAAGGCUUUGUUGGGAAAGCCAUUGGACAACCAGGUUUGAAACGUUCGGUUCGCGUAGGGGAGACUGGUUUCAGAGAAGUUGUGGCUUACCUUCUGGACUAUGAUCAUUUUGCGAAUGUGCCACCGACAGCGCUAGUGAAGAUUACUCACUCGGUCUUCAAUGUCAAUGAUGGCGUGAAUGGACAUAAGCAUCACAAGAAGAAUCUGGUUAGCAAGAUUGCAUCUUUCCAACAGUUUAUACCUCAUGAUUUUGAUGCUGGUGAUCAUGGACCCUCAAGCUUCCCUGUUUCUGCUGUGCACCGCAUAGGGAUACUUGAUAUACGGAUAUUUAACACGGACAGGCAUGCAGGAAACCUUUUAGUGCGGAAGCUUGAUGGCAUUGGGAGGUUUGGUCAGGUAGAACUCAUUCCUAUUGAUCAUGGCCUUUGCUUGCCGGAAACUUUGGAGGAUCCAUACUUUGAGUGGAUGCAUUGGCCUCAGGCUUCGAUUCCUUUCUCCGAGGAUGAACUUGAGUACAUAGAAAAGCUAAAUCCUUUUAAGGAUUGUGAGAUGCUGCGGAGGGAACUUCCCAUGAUACGGGAGGCUUGUCUCCGUGUUCUGGUACUCUGCACAAUUUUCCUUAAGGAAGCUGCAGCUUUUGGUCUGUGUCUUGCUGAAAUUGGUGAGAUGAUGAGUAGGGAAUUUCGGAGUGGAGAAGAGGAACCUAGUGAGCUAGAGGUUGUUUGUCUCGAGGCGAGGAGGUUGGUAGCAGAGAGGGAGCUGUCAUCUCCUAAGUCUGAUGUGGAAGAUGCUGAAUUCCAGUUUGAUAUUGACUGUGAGGAACCAGAAUCAGACUUAACCCCAAAAGUGGCUACAGAUGAUUUUAUGACCAGAUCACCAUUCCAAUUUGGAAAUGGAUUUGUGAAUAACCGUUUUCCACUUUCAAAGCUGGAGGAAUGCUUUGAGGAAGAUGCCGAAAGUGAAGGAGAAGCAGAGCAGGAGGGUUUUUCUGCUUUCAAAGCUCUUGAAAGGAUCCCAUCCAUUUCAAAGCUUUCGAUGUCACUUAAGGAUACGAGCAUAGGUGACAAGAGCCAGAAGUAUUCAAAAAUUUCUGGAACAAAACAAGAGAAUGGAUAUCUGACUAGCUCAUACGGGCAUAGGAGUGCAAAUGAGCAGCUUCCUGCAAGUGUGGGCUUUGUGAAGCUGGGUGACAUGAACGAUGAGGAAUGGGCCUUCUUCUUGGAGAAGUUUCAGGAGUUGCUCCACCCGGCAUUUGAUAUACGUAAAUCCGAUAUCUUAGGUCAGAGGCAGAUACAGAGGCUUGGUACUUCUUGCCAGUUUUGAGAUUGAGGUGCCGGUAUAUUGACACCAGAGAGUUGAGUUCGACUUAAUAUGAAAUAAGACUUUGUAGGUUUGUUGGGACUUGCGAUGAAGGAUUGUUAGGAUAGAUUCAGUAUAGGCUUUUGCCCCCGGUAAUGUUGUUGUUUGGGAGCAGCUGUAGUAGGAAUCGCUGUAAAUAUUCUUUGGUUUCAUCAGCCAAGUGGAGAGCUGAGUAGAAAUGUAGAAUUGGUUGUAUUUCUUCUUGAAGCUUUUAGCUUUGAUUUUGUUUAUCCGCCUUCUUUUCUUUCCGUUAUGGACUUUGAUAAAUAAUUUGUAGAUUGGAGUAUAAAAAAGAAUAUUUGUGUAAAUAUGGACGUUUCAUUGU
This is a messenger RNA of Durio zibethinus, 3038 nucleotides long. Lineage: Eukaryota; Viridiplantae; Streptophyta; Magnoliopsida; Malvales; Malvaceae. The record is from RefSeq and is a predicted model, not a curated record.